This is a messenger RNA of Closterium sp. Naga37s-1, 1173 nucleotides long. Lineage: Eukaryota; Viridiplantae; Streptophyta; Zygnematophyceae; Desmidiales; Closteriaceae. The record is from the annotation of a GenBank genome assembly.
AUGCACCAUGCAAAUCAGCAAAUCGAACUUCGUUCGUAUGACACCAAACUACCUCACUCGUAUGACACCAAACUACCUCACUCGUAUGACACCAAACUACCUCACUCGUAUGACACCAAACUACCUCACUCGUAUGACACCAAACUACCUCACUCGUAUGACACCAAACUACCUCACUCGUAUGACACCAAACUACCUCACUCGUAUGACACCAAACUACCUCACUCGUAUGACACCAAACUACCUCACUCGUAUGACACCAAACUACCUCACUCGUAUGACACCAAACUACCUCACUCGUAUGACACCAAACUACCUCACUCGUAUGACACCAAACUACCUCACUCGUAUGACACCAAACUACCUCACUCGUAUGACACCAAACUACCUCACUCGUAUGACACCAAACUACCUCACUCGUAUGACACCAAACUACCUCACUCGUAUGACACCAAACUACCUCACUCGUAUGACACCAAACUACCUCACUCGUAUGACACCAAACUACCUCACUCGUAUGACACCAAACUACCUCACUCGUAUGACACCAAACUACCUCACUCGUAUGACACCAAACUACCUCACUCGUAUGACACCAAACUACCUCACUCGUAUGACACCAAACUACCUCACUCGUAUGACACCAAACUACCUCACUCGUAUGACACCAAACUACCUCACUCGUAUGACACCAAACUACCUCACUCGUAUGACACCAAACUACCUCACUCGUAUGACACCAAACUACCUCACUCGUAUGACACCAAACUACCUCACUCGUAUGACACCAAACUACCUCACUCGUAUGACACCAAACUACCUCACUCGUAUGACACCAAACUACCUCACUCGUAUGACACCAAACUACCUCACUCGUAUGACACCAAACUACCUCACUCGUAUGACACCAAACUACCUCACUCGUAUGACACCAAACUACCUCACUCGUAUGACACCAAACUACCUCACUCGUAUGACACCAAACUACCUCACUCGUAUGACACCAAACUACCUCACUCGUAUGACACCAAACUACCUCACUCGUAUGACACCAAACUACCCGUAACCACAGUGGAGGAGCAGACGUGCGGGAUAGAAGAACACCACAUUCAACGUGUUGAAGCUCCUGCGCACAGGAGGGAAGCGAUGGGCGUGAAAGGGGGAUGGGCGUAG